Salarias fasciatus (jewelled blenny) is the source of this 3955-nucleotide messenger RNA. RefSeq names its product terminal nucleotidyltransferase 5Aa (gene tent5aa). Gene Ontology annotation, molecular function: poly(A) RNA polymerase activity; RNA binding. The record is from RefSeq and is a predicted model, not a curated record. Gene Ontology annotation, biological process: mRNA stabilization. The transcript has 2 exons. Bases 780 to 1985 code for a protein of 401 amino acids. Lineage: Eukaryota; Metazoa; Chordata; Actinopteri; Blenniiformes; Blenniidae.
GCAGGUAACGGUUAACUCCUCCACAAGUGCUACAAAUAUGUUGAACUAAACAAACUCGAAGAGAGCAAGCUGGAUUUCCUCGGCACACACACGUUGCAUUAGCGGGGAUUAUUUCUUGGCGAGCGGGAGGAGAAAAUAAUGUAGGAUCUGUGCGUAAAAAAAAAAGAAAAAGAAAGAAAGAAGAAGAAGGAAGAUUCCAGAAGAUUCCUAUGAGGGCUUGAUCACCGGAGGGAGGACCGUGCCAAAGAGCGACUCGAGGAGCAGCUUAUUCAUGCAAAUUCAUAAAAUCAUAGGCGUGCCUUUGGGCGAUGGAGUCACAGACGGAAAAGCAAACCCCCUCCAGGAUCAUCUGCGACCUUCAAAGACUGUGAUGCGCGGCUCGCGGACGCAUUGACAAGCAGCACCGGGACGCAAUAAGGACUCACACACACACACACACACAGAGGAAGAGAGAGAGGAGAAAGUUUAGGGCUCGGUCCCCUGCACGCUCCUGUUGACACCAGCUCCGCUGCUGCGCCACUGGCUCCCUGGAGCUCCAACCCCACGGCUGGUUGCGCCAACUGCCGCGUUUUUCACAAUUAGUGGUGCUUCAUUUUUGAAAUCUUUUUUUUUUCCCUUCAAAAAACAUGUUUAAAGUCAAUUCGGACGAUUUCAAACUUCGAGGCUCCUGAUAACUUUACAAACUUUACAAAAAUCCGUGCGUAAAAGACGCAUCAACGGAACGUUAUUUUUUUUUUCUCCUUAUUUAAUUUUCUCGGGACUUCUUUGUUUUCGCCACCAUGUCAGAGGACGACAGCAGCUCCACCACCAGCUACAUGUCCGACUCCGAAGGCAGCAGCGUCAGCGUCCUCAGCUGGGAGCAAGUGCAGCGGCUGGACGCCAUUCUGACGGAGACCAUCCCGAUCCACGGGCGGGGAAACUUCCCCACUCUGGAGAUGCAGCCGCGGCAGAUCGUCAAGGUGGUGCGCAGCCGGAUGGAGGAGAAGCAGAUCCACGUGCGGGACGUGCGGCUGAACGGCUCCGCAGCCAGCCACAUCCUGCACGGGGAUAGCGGACUGGGCUAUAAGGACCUUGACCUCAUAUUUUGUGCAGAUAUGAAAGGUGAAAGCGAUUUCCAGACUGUGAAGGACAUAGUUUUGGACUGUCUCCUGGAUUUUUUACCCGACUGUGUGAAUAAAGAGAAAAUAACCCCGCUAACGUUAAAGGAAGCCUACGUGCAGAAGAUGGUGAAGGUGUGCAACGACUCGGACCGCUGGAGUCUCAUUUCCCUGUCUAACAACAGGGGGAAGAAUGUGGAGCUGAAGUUCGUGGACUCCCUCCGGCGGCAGUUCGAGUUCAGCGUCGACUCCUUCCAGAUCAAGCUGGACUCCCUGCUGCUGUUCUACGAGUGCUCGGAGAACCCCAUGGCCGAGACCUUCCACCCCACCAUCAUGGGGGAGAGCGUGUACGGGGACUUCGGCGAGGCCCUCGACCACCUACGCCACAAGAUCAUCUGCACCCGGAACCCGGAGGAGAUCCGAGGCGGGGGCCUCCUGAAGUACUGUCACCUCCUGGUGAGGGGCUUCCGGGCGGCGUCGGAGUCCGAGAUGAAGUCCCUGCAGCGGUACAUGUGCUCCCGCUUCUUCAUCGACUUCCCCGACAUCGGCGAGCAGCAGCGCAAGCUGGAGUCCUACCUGCAGAACCACUUCGUGGGCCUGGAGGACCGCAAGUACGACUACCUGAUGACCCUCCACGGGGUGGUCAACGAGAGCACGGUGUGUCUGAUGGGCCACGAGAGGCGGCAGACCCUGGGGCUCAUCGCCAUGCUGGCGGUGCGCGUGCUGGCCGAGCAGAACGUCAUCCCCAACGUGGCGAACGUCACGUGCUACUACCAGCCCGCUCCGUAUGUGGCGGACGGCAACUUCAGUAACUACUACAUAGCACAGGUCCAGCCCGUGUUCGCCUGCCAGCAGCCUGCAUACUCCACCUGGCUGCCGUGUAACUGAGCCAGCCCACAUGAAGAGAGGCGGGAGAGAGAGCGUGCUUUCUUUAAACGGGAGUCAGCGGCGUGCCGGUGUCCUCAGAUCCCGCGCCGCGCUCAGCAGCCGACAGAAUAAGGAGGCCUCUGUUUAAUGUUUUGCAUCAAAGCUUCAGUGGGUAGUUCAUACGUUGAGUAUGAAAAGUUAAGAGCUGGCUUUCCACUCCCGAGUGCAAGCUUCAAUGUGAAUGUCUCGCAUUCCUCCGAAACGGCCGCCUGAUCCCGCCAAGCCCGACAAGUUCUGGAACAGACCAAUUUAGGAAGAAGUGGGGAAACGACGGCCUCGAGUGUGAGCGGCGGGACUGUCAUCCGGCCCGAUCCAGUCUGUCACAAACUCAUUAACCAGCAUGUUCCUGCAGUCGACUCCAGUUGACAGCUACUCCAGCAAAAACAUUCAGGGGUGUGUGUGUGUCUGUGUGUGUGUGUGUGUGUUUGUGUGUGUGUGUGUAGCUCUGUUUCCACACAAACACACACACACACACGAGGUGUGUGCAGGGCUUCAGAAUCAGCACCCUGCACCAGCUGAACCGAGGCGAGAUGCCGACGACAGACUGGCGUCUUCGCCUCACGUUUGAAAAUUAUUCUGGUUGUUUUGCAGACCAAAGAUUUUUUGAAUCGUUUGUAACUUUAAAACCCGAUUUUAACGGGGGCAGUAAAAACUAAAAUCAUCACCGUGCCCCCCCCCCCAAAAAAAAAAAAAAGAAAGAGAAAAAAAAUGAAGCUGUUGUAAUGUUUAUUUGUAUAUGUGAACAUAAGUGUGUUUCUAAGUGCCUAUUGCCUGUCAGCAGGCGGAGGGGAGGACGAGCAGGCCGUAUGACCCCACUCUGGUUCCAGUGAGGCACACAGGACAGCAGCACCCUUGUGAAUGUAUUUUUUUUUUGUGAAAUCAUGCAGUGUUUGGAUGAAAAAGAAAAAAAAAAAGCCGUGCAUUACUGUGGAUUUUUCAUCAAUGUAGCAGUCACAUGUACGAUUGAUGUGUGUGUUGUUUUUUUUUUUUUUUUUACAAGGUUCACAUGUCUUGUGUGGAAGUCCUCUCUGAGUGGUGUUAUAUUGUCUCAUUGAUUUUUGCUGUUAUUAUGACAGAGGUCAGUUUUUCCUGAUCAUCAAUCAAGACUACAAAGAAAAAAAACAGUGUUUUCUGUAUAUUUUUGUGCAGUGGUGCUUCUUUUUUCCCCCCUCAUAACUCAGAGACAUUAGUCAUACUCAGCAGAUAAGAGACAGAGAUAGGCGAGGUUCACGGAGAGUUCCCCCCCCCUACACACUUCAACACCGUGUGAGUGUGUGUGCGUGCGUGUGUGUGUUCACCCGACAGUAGAAGCAUUAUUGCGGAGACACCUCAGAUGAUGAGACACUGUUUGCUGUAGCACCCUUGCAGGGAAUUCCUCAGCUGCUGCUGAAGGGCUUGAACCUGAUCUAAGGGUUUUCUCUCCGGUCACACUGUUCAGGGUUCAGGAAACAAAAAAAAAAAAAAAAGCAGUGCCAAACAUUUCGGUGGUCCCCCCUUGCUUACAGCCCCCACCCCCACUGUCUUAUGAGCACAUGUGCUAAUCUGGAUGAUUUGAUGCUUUUGGAUCUCUGAAGAGAAGAAAGACAGAAAGGGAAGAAGAGAGAAAAAAGUGAGAGUAAGGAGAAUGCGGUGGACGGGAGCCAGAGGGGGAGAGAGCGAGUCGGUCUGGAGAGAUGGGUGCAGCUGGUGAUGGGGUUUAUCUCUGGAGGGCUACUGUGCUUUACUGUACACACCGUCUCCGGUGAGGUCUGGCUGCAACCUGACAGACGGUCCUGCAGCUCGGAACAGCCUGGUGACACCAUUUGCUCUCUGUUUAAAUCAUUUCAUUAUUAAGUCGAAGUGGAAAGUGAAGAAAAGCACAUUCACAGCAGCUGCAGGAGACUCUUACGUUGCACCUUAUCUUUCAUUUGUGAGGUUGCUUUAUCAAUGCU